Messenger RNA from Sinocyclocheilus anshuiensis, 7155 nucleotides. Its product is annotated as ATPase family AAA domain-containing protein 2B-like. Gene Ontology annotation, cellular component: nucleus. Gene Ontology annotation, molecular function: histone binding; ATP hydrolysis activity; ATP binding. The coding region runs from base 187 to 4377 and encodes 1396 amino acids. The record is from RefSeq and is a predicted model, not a curated record. The transcript has 28 exons. NCBI's taxonomy places the organism in Eukaryota, Metazoa, Chordata, Actinopteri, Cypriniformes, Cyprinidae. Gene Ontology annotation, biological process: nucleosome disassembly; nucleosome assembly; transcription initiation-coupled chromatin remodeling.
UCUCUGUAGCGGAAGUGGCUCGCCGGAGAGUUUCGGUUGGCUGACAGCAGAGGGAGAGAGAGAGAGGGAGAGAGAGAAAGGGAAAUGGCGCCUCGGCACUCCACUAGCUGAGACACAGUCAGAACGAAAGCAACUGGCAAGAGCUACAGGACAGGAUCUGUCUAUCAGCGAGGACAGACAGCAAUCAUGGUGAACACCAGAAAGAGCUCGGAGCACAAGCCCAUCAGUCCCUUCAUCUCGGGCCGGACGAGGUCGUCUCAGAGGAACAACCCAAACUUGGACGAGCACAACAGCCGUGUAAGGAAGAGAGAGACACCGGCAGCCUAUUCUCACCGCCGGCCGAAGGAGCCCAGCAGUGAUGUUAACAGCAGUAGCCCACGUUUGUCCCCGCCGCCCAAGCGGACACGCAGACAGACGCCACCAAGUUCUACCGAUACUUCUCCAAGUCCCCAGAGUAAAGGCCAGAGAGGCUCAUGGACCAUGUCCAAACACUGUACUAGGUUGUCCACUGGUGCCUUGCAGAAUGGACACAGUCGAAUGAGUCUGAGGGGUGAUUCCACAUCAGAUGGGGUCCACGGUCGCAUGAACGGUCAUGUUGAGCUCAAGAGAAGCCGUCGUGUCAGGAAGUCCCAGUUCGAACACCUCAAUCAGAGUUUACUUUUUGACCAACUUGUCAACAGUACGGCAGAAGCAGUUCUUCAAGAGAUGGACAACAUCAGCAGCAUACGGCAGAAUCGGGAAGUGGAGCGCCUCCGCAUGUGGACGGACACUGAACUGGAAAACAUGGACAUGUACUCCCGCGUGAAGAGGAGGAAAUCGUUGCGUAGGAACACGUAUGGAAUGCAGGCGCAUCACAAAGUCAUGAGCAAAUCAAAAGACCCAGAAGAGGAAGAAGGAACUGAUGAGUCACAUGAGGAAGGAGAGGAGGAUGAGGAUGUGGAGGCUGAUGAUGAUGAAGAUGAUGAAGGAGAUGAGGCAGAAGAGGCUGGAGAAGAGAAUGACAGACCGUAUAACCUCAGGCAGCGUAAAACUGUGCAGCGAUAUGAAGCACCCCCAAUAGAGCCAGUGAACAGGAAGCAAAGCAAGGGCUCUCUGUUCGACACACACAGAUCUCCUGCAAGAAGAAGCCAUAUUAGAAUAAAGAAACAUGCCAUUCACAGUAGUGAAUCAACUUCAUCGUCUGAUGAAGAGCGCUUUGAGAGGCGGAAAAGCAAAAGCAUGAGCCGAGCUCGUAACAGGUGUCUACCCAUGAACCUGCGGGCAGAAGAUCUGGCCAGCGGUGUGCUUCGAGACAGAGUAAAAGUGGGUGCCAGUUUGGCAGAUGUGGAUCCCAUGAAUCUAGACUCUUCUGUGAAGUUUGACAGUGUAGGAGGUCUCACCCAUCACAUCCAGUCUUUAAAGGAGAUGGUUGUCUUUCCUCUACUAUAUCCAGAAGUGUUUGAGAAGUUUAAGAUCCAGCCCCCAAGAGGAUGUCUGUUCUAUGGGCCUCCAGGAACUGGGAAGACGCUGGUGGCGCGGGCUUUGGCCAAUGAAUGCAGUCAGGGUGACAGGAAGGUGUCUUUUUUCAUGCGCAAGGGAGCCGACUGCCUCAGCAAAUGGGUGGGAGAGUCUGAACGACAGCUCCGCCUACUUUUUGACCAGGCAUACCUCAUGAGACCCUCCAUCAUCUUUUUUGAUGAGAUUGAUGGCCUCGCUCCUGUUCGCUCCAGCAGGCAGGAUCAAAUUCACAGCUCCAUAGUGUCUACAUUACUGGCAUUGAUGGAUGGUUUGGACAGCCGGGGGGAGAUAGUGGUCAUCGGUGCUACAAAUAGACUCGACUCUAUCGACCCCGCACUCAGGAGGCCCGGACGCUUUGACCGGGAGUUUCUGUUCAACCUGCCAGAUAAAAAGGCUCGAAAGCACAUUCUGGAAAUCCACACCAGGGACUGGAGCCCCAAGCUUGCUGAACCCUUCAUAGAUGAGCUAGCUGAGAAAUGUGUCGGUUACUGUGGGGCCGACAUCAAAGCACUUUGCACAGAGGCUGCGCUAGCGGCUCUGCGGCGGCGCUAUCCUCAGAUCUACAGCAGCAGCCAGCGUUAUCAGCUGGAUGUGGCCUCCAUCGUUUUGGGGCCACAAGACUUUGGUUGUGCUCUGCGCUCCAUAGUACCUGCGGGUCAAAGGGCCCAGGCUCCGCCCGGCCAGGCCCUUUCCUACGUGUUGAAGCCCCUGCUGGAGCCCACACUGGCCCAAACACUGGCCUGCCUGAUGCGAGUCUUCCCCCACACAGAGCUCCUGCACAGGGAACACACACACGACACUGACAAUCAUCUGUUGGUGAAAGACUCGUACAGCGAGGAUGAGGAAUGUCUUGGUGCUCCUUCCAUUUAUGAAACUCAGUCAGGAUCGCCGAAGAAAGCAGCUUCCUGCACGACCCAUAAACCCUUUCUCCACUUUACCACUUCUGCCUACCAGCAGCCCACCUCUUACCGGCCACGGCUGCUGCUGACGGGACCCCAGGGCGCGGGGCAGAGCACACACCUGGCCCCUGCUGUGCUGCACCACCUGGAGAAGUUCACUGUGCACCGUCUCGACCUACCCACGCUAUACUCCGUCAGUGCCAAAACCCCAGAGGAGUCCUGCGCUCAGGUGUUUCGUGAGGCUCGGCGCUGUGUACCCAGCAUCAUCUAUAUGCCUCACAUCAGUGACUGGUGGGAAGCCAUCAGUGAGACGGUCAAGAGCAGCUUCCUCACACUCCUGCAGGAUGUACCCUCAUUCACACCGCUCCUCAUCCUCGCCACAUCAGAGACCGUCUACCAGCAGCUCCCAGAUGAGCUAAAAUGCAUCUUCAGCCAUUUGUAUGGGGAGGUGGUUUGUUUAAGCAUGCCGGAAGAAGCAGCACGCAGGAAGUUUUUUUCAGACCUCAUUUUGGUGCAGGCAGCCAAGGCGCCACACCGCAGGAGGAAAACAGUGUGCGCUCUGGAGGUGCUGACCCUCGUUGAAGACCCCGGCCCUCGGCAGCUCUCGCCAGAGGAGCAGUGGCGACUGGAGGAGCAGGAGGAGAACACCUUGCGCGAGCUCCGCCUCUUUCUCAGGGAUGUCACAAAGCGGCUCGCCACCGACAAGCGCUUCCAGAUCUUCAGCAAACCUGUGGACAUUGAGGAGGUUUCAGACUACCUUGAGGUUAUCAAACAGCCUAUGGACCUGUCCACCAUCAUGAUGAAGAUCGACACUCACAAAUACUUGGUCGCCAAGGAUUUUCUUGUGGACAUUGACCUCAUUUGCAGCAAUGCGUUAGAGUACAAUCCAGACAAGGACCCCGGAGAUAAAAUCAUCCGCCACAGGGCCUGCAGUCUGAAGGAUACUGCGCAUGCCACGAUCGCCUCUGAACUGGACCCUGAGUUUGACCGCAUGUGCGAGGAGAUCAAUGAGUCCCGCAGGAAGAGAGCCUCUCAGACCACACCGCAGCUGCAAGUCCCUCCAAGCGCCACGGCUGCCAGGAAGCCUGUGGGUGAGGAGGUGGGGUUAAACAGUUCUCAGGGUGACGGAGUGGACAAGCACUGCAGCAAUAACAUAAAGCGCAAGUUGCGGCGGCGACCGAUUUGGGGGCGGGGCAUCAUCAGGAAGAAAAAGAGCUAUAAAAAAGAGGAAGAUGAUGAACUGGAAGAGGAGGAAGGAGCGGAAAACUCUGCUGCAGCGGUGCAAGGUGACGCCUGUCUCACCCAGGAUGAGUCAUCCUGUGAUGCCAUGGAGCUCCAUCCUGACAAGCAACCACUCCAGGCCAACGGACACGUCCUUUCCACGGAGGAGGAGAAUUCCUCUGAGCCGACGGCCACUCGGGACCCUCAGGGCGAGAAAGAGCCCAUCAAGGCCGACUUGGAGGAGGCUUCCAGCAGUAAGGAGGCCGAGACGGUCCCCGCUCCUCAACAGUGUGUGAAUGGAAAUGAAUCUAUGGACAGUGUGUACAGUGAGGCUCUUGAUAAAGAAACAGAGGUAGACUCUAUUAAAAAAUAUGCACUUGAGGUGGAGCAUAAGGAGCCUUCUGCCCCAGAAUGCAAUGCAAAGGAGAAUGCAACAUCAGCGGAGGGGAUGGCAUCUGAUGGCGACCAUGAAACAGAAGGUUCAUCAAAAGGGAAGCACAAGUCAAACGAGUCGGCCGUCGGACUCGAGGAGACUGUGGAACUUCCGCCACCUCCGGCUCUCGUGGUUGACCACCAGCGGCUCAAGGCUCUGUUGGAGAAGGUGGUUGUGAAAAGUGACGGCUUUAGUGUGGAUCAUCUGGAGAGAGUUUACUCAGUGCUCAGCCAGUGUAUUUACCAGCACCGCAGAGACUACGACAAGACCCGUCUGAUAGAGGCGAUGGAGAAGUUGAACAUUUCAAAACAUUCCUGUGAUGAAUAGAGGGCUUUCAGAGAGAAACGUGAUCGGAGAGUCUUUUGAUACAAGAGGGAGAGGCCGGCGUUCUGAGCCAAGUCCUUAACGCAAAGCAGGUCUGGACGCCUCGGUCUCAAAUAACAGCAGGAAGGGAAAAAAAGGUGCAGACAUUAGAAACAAAGACUUACAGAGGCGACCUUGGUGCUAUCAUCUCAGGUACCUGAAACAGAACCAAACACAAAAACUCCUGGAGGUUUCCUUUUUAAUCGUUUCGUUUUUGUACUUGCUUACAUGCCAAUUGAUCGUUCUUGGUGCUAUUGGGUGCUAUUGUUUUUUCUUCUUUUUUUUUCGUCUGCUGCUCCUUGUUCUCAUAAAUAAGCAAACAAAACACAAACAAACUACAUAAUAAAAGAUUGUGUGAUGUCACAAAGCAACCUCAGCCUCCGUCUACUGGAAGCAAACACACACACAUAAACACAGAUUCUCACCAGCAGUGGCAAACUGUAUAUGGAUGGUGUGAUGCCCUACAGCUCGAGUCAGCUGGUCGUUUACUGUGGAAAUAAACUACAUCGCCCUCUUUCUACAUCCACCCUGAUGUCACACCUUGUCACCACUGGGAUUAUCAACACUUUUUAGCCACAUAGAGAUACUCUUGCUGGAAAAAAAACAACACAUUUUGUAGGGACGUCUAGAGUUGUUUUCUACUGGAUGUUAAUUGUAAGAUUUGCAAGGAUUCUGUAUUGUAAACCAACUUUUCCUUGUGACAAAUGAGACUGUGUUCUCUUAUUUAGACUAUACUAUUUGUAGAAACCAACAAAAAUAAGCGGACAGAUUUUGAUUAAAAUAGAUCUUUUGGGGAGAAAUGGUAUUAUUUUAGACCCAUCGCAUAUUUCCCCCCUUGGAAUAGUUCAUGGGCUUUUUUUUUACUUUAAUUUUUGGGCUUUUUUUCUGGUAUAACUGGAUUUACGAGUAGAUAUCUGGAGAUUGCACUGCCUAGCAUGUGCCUUAACCUUUGAGAUAGGCUGAAAAACAUAGCUGAAUAUUGACUAUCAAUGUUUAUGGACAAGCCACAGGGCUACAAACCAAUAAAAAUGUGGGGUAUGUUUGCCAAUCUCUUCUCAAGUCAACAAGCAACAUCUGCAUGGUUUGAGAGUCACGUUGCUCUGUCAUACAUUGUGGCUUUCUUUUGCCAUCCAUUUUUAUUGUAACAUCACAUAUUGGAGUAAAAAUAACAGUGUUUUGGUAUGUAAGCGUUGACGUUAAAAUGGCAGUCUAGGCAGUGCUGAAUUUUUUAACAUAAAGCAUAACUGUAUUUUUGUUAUUUUUUUAUUUUCCGUGUGACCUUUCCAUUGUGUUAACUUGUGCGAUCUAAUAUUAGCUGUCGCAUUAAUAACUUGAUUUCCGUCAAUUUUGGCAUUGUGUAAGUAGCAUUAACCGAGUUCUCCCUCUCAACUUUUGUUAACUCUCAGCUUUAUAAAGAACGUUGAUCCAAGUGCAAGAGUCCUUGUGACCUUGUCUAGGAUUCGGUGCUAUAAAAACAGGAAAAGAGGAAAAUAACACUUUUUAAGACAUAUGCAAAAGAAAGGAAAAAACAAACAAACAAACUAGGAGUUAGCUGUUAGCUUUGGACUACUGCAGUGCGUGUGAGAGACAGAACCACAGCUACCUCAGCAAGUUGUUUUCAUGCGAAGAGACAAAAGUAAUGACCUGUUUACUGACAAACCGUAUUUGUUGACCUCUGCAAUAUCACUGCGCCCUUCAGAAAUUCAAGCUAAGGUACUGGAUCACCUCUCCGACAUGAGUGCGUCAUGUGGCUGCUGCAGUAAUCCUCUGCUUUGUUCGCAUUUUUGCAUUAUAUUUCGUUUUUUGGGUUGUUCUGCGUUUGAGCCGAGAAAAGAAAUGGCAUUGUAAUAUAGCUGAAAUGUUAUUUACUGUAUAGUUCAGUUUUUCUACGUGCAUCCCAUGAUUUACAUUUUAUUGGCCAUGUUUGUGUUUCUUCAGUCCAUUUCAUGAUCGUUUCUGAAUUCACAGUCGCAUUUUCCUUCAUGCUAUUGCCUGUCCAUUUGAUCUUUAUAAAAUUAUUAAAAAAAGUCGUCAUAUGUUCAACAUUUUGUUCAACCGAAACUAAUUGGAAAAGUUGUUACAUGAAAUUUGCGCCGAGACACAAUGUAGCACAUUUUUGUAGCAGGUGUUGCACGACGUUCAGAAACUGGGUUUACUGGUCUCAGGUCUCUGCUACAUUAAUAUUUAUUCCAUAAGGGUGGAGAUGAUGGUGGCUAUGAUGCUUUUUAAUUUUUAAAUAUUAUUGUAGAGGAUGAGGGGGAGGUUCAUGCGGCUAAUGUGCAUUUUCGGGUCCCUCUUCGUCACCUGUUGUACCAUCAACAUGCUUAACUGGUGUAGUGUUGUAGAAACUACUGUAAUGCUGAUCAAUUUGUUCUUACAAAUUUAUCUGGGGAAAAAUUAGCUUUAGUUGAUGCCAGUUCACAAGACAUACCCUAUGGCUAAUUGAUAGCAAAAUGUAAUUGGCCCUGAAUCAAACAGUAUGUAAUGUGGUCAGUACGUAACGUGGAAAUGAAAUUUCACAUUUAGAAGCACCAUUAAUAUAUUUUUUAGAAAAUUAACUCCUAAAUCCGGCAUUAAAAAUGUUACAACGUGGACAUGAAAGUCGGUAUUGUUCUAUAUUUUUGACUAAAAGUUAAAGUUAAUUUCCUUUAGUUGACCAGAGUCUAAUUCAGAUUAUUUGACUGAUGGUAGGAAGUCCAUAGAACAAUAGCAUUUUGCUUUAAGUAGGUAAAUAAGACCCAC